This is a messenger RNA of Chaetomium globosum CBS 148.51, 441 nucleotides long. RefSeq lists its product as uncharacterized. NCBI's taxonomy places the organism in Eukaryota, Fungi, Ascomycota, Sordariomycetes, Sordariales, Chaetomiaceae. The coding region runs from base 1 to 441 and encodes 146 amino acids. The record is from RefSeq and is a predicted model, not a curated record. The transcript is spliced from 4 exons.
AUGUCCAGAAUUAGGGUUAGCAUUCAUCAAGAUCAGACGAAGAGAUACCACCUCCUUGGUGAGAGGUCGGGAGCUAGCACGGAAAGGCAAGAAAAAAGAAGAAUGGGCGGUGUUGCGCGGUGUUGCGCGGUGAGGAAGAGCAACCCAGAAGGAAGAAUUGCCUGCUGCGAGAUGCGAGGGGCAGGUGCCUGGGCGACGCCGAUUGGCACGACGACCCAGAUCCCAACUCAGAGCGGCGGCAAUGGCGAACCACGGCUGAUUGGAGAAUCGCGCCCGCUCGCCGGUCACGUUGUUGACAGCUCGGAGGCCCUCGGGAAACCGGGCUGGCUGGGGCUGAUGGCACUGAUGACGGAACAGACUGCGCAGAUCUUGGACUGUCGGGAGGUUGGGGAAUGGCAAACAGGCUUACAGACUCACACGAGGCAGUGGGAGUGGCUGUGA